Messenger RNA from Rhincodon typus (whale shark), 1262 nucleotides. RefSeq names its product kinesin light chain 4 (gene klc4). The annotation marks the transcript as partial. The transcript has 4 exons. NCBI's taxonomy places the organism in Eukaryota, Metazoa, Chordata, Chondrichthyes, Orectolobiformes, Rhincodontidae. The record is from RefSeq and is a predicted model, not a curated record. Gene Ontology annotation, molecular function: kinesin binding. Gene Ontology annotation, biological process: microtubule-based movement. Gene Ontology annotation, cellular component: kinesin complex; cytoplasm; membrane-bounded organelle.
AACGAGGAUGAAAAUAGAUCAGGAUUUGUAUUCCCUGGAGUGUGAGAGCUGAAAGGGUGACCUAAUGGAGGGGAUGAAGGUGAUUAAAGAAUUGGAUCGAGUGGAUAGGAAUUAUGCCCCUAUGAAGGGGGAGCUAGGUGAACCGGCCUGUAUCCAGGGAAUGUCAGGGUACUGUCUGUCCCACAAUCUCACUGAGUCUUCUGUGUCUCUGUAAGCCAAUUAUCCCCUUCAAAUCCAGCUCUUUGCUGUGAUGUGAAGACUGGUUUCUCCUAUAGAAAACCAGCUGGUCAUUCUCCUUUGAGGCUCCAAUCCGUUUAAAAGUGGUCGUUUGCUGGGACAGGGACAGUGUGAGGACAAUAUGAUGUUGGCGAGCUGGGUGAUGUCAGUCCGUGUGUGGAUUGUGGGAAAUUAAAAUCAUUGAAGUCACGUCAUUGUUCACCCCCCCACCCUCCACCCCGACAGGGAGCAAGGGAGUGUGAGAGAGACAGGGAGAGAGAGGCAGAGAGGGAGUGUGAGAGAGAUAGAGGGAUGCUGCGGAGGUCACUCAUGUCAGAGGAGUUUCCAGCCUGAGCCUCUGUGAACAGGAGGUAACAGGAUACCAAGUCCUUGCUAAAUCGACAGGGGACAAUUUCCAACAGCACUGAGCCAGAGAUUCAUUGUCAGGACCUUUCCUAGGACUACCAUCUGUCAGACACUCACAAAAGCUCCUAUCAUGUCCACCAUGGUCUGUCCGAGGGAGGAGAAGCUGGAGAAGCUAACGCAGGAUGAGAUAGUAACGAACACAAAGGCGGUGAUCCAAGGCCUGGAAACCCUGCGAAGCGAGCACACAUCUAUCCUCAGCUCCCUGCUUGACACUGUCCAUUCCCUGCACAAGGAGCAAGACCCAAACGUGGUGCAGGAGAAAUCAUCACUCCUCCAGAAAUCCCUCGAGAACAUCGAGCUGGGGCUCGGUGAGGCCCAGGUGAUCAUUGCCCUGUCGACCCACUUGAACACAGUGGAUUCAGAGAAGCAGAAGCUGCGAGCGCAGGUCCGGAGGCUGGUGCAGGAGAACCAGUGGCUGAGGGAUGAAUUGGCUGGGACCCAGCAGAAGCUGCAGCACAGUGAGCAGGCCGUCGCUCAGCUGGAGGAGGAGAAAAAGCACCUCGAGUUCAUGAACCAGAUCAAGAAAUUCGACGAGGACGUCUCUCCCUCGGAUGAUAAAGGAGGAGAUUCUGCGAAGGAUGGACUGGACGACCUUUUCCCCAGCGAUGAACAUGCACCAG